UACAGGAUUAGACUGACAAAGACACGAACAGGGCCCUCUGUAGAACAGACGACACACACACAAGAUGGCGACCCUUCCCGUACUCACUCUCCUCUCUGUACUUACUGUGUGUUUCGGUGAUUGUGGCUUGGGUUGGGCUGAGUUUAACGGAGAAUGUUUGUACUUCAGUCAUGAUAGACACACCUGGGCAGAUGCUGCUGCAAAAUGUCACAAUAUGAACAGAAGUUAUCUGGUAACAGUGGAUAAUCAACAAAAGUCAGACUAUAUCAACAUGUUCCUGAGUACUCUCCAUCAUUUCCAUCAGUCGACUUACUGGUUUGGUGCGACAGAUUACAUCAAAGAGGGAGAGUGGCGAUGGAGUGAGACCGGAACAGGAAUAGGAUCCUUUAACCAAUGGGGACCCGGAUAUCCGGACGGAAACAGAACACACGACUGUCUGCUCCAGGUAUUCAAUGGAGAUAAUUCUAUGUGGAUCGAUUCCAAUUGUGCCCGGCCCCAUUACUACAUAUGUGAACACCCAGCCCCAUCAUCUGUGAUUGGCUGAUUGUAUGACCCAUAAUGAGAAUUUUAUAUGCUCUAGAUAAGCUAAAUAAAACCACACACAG
Saccostrea echinata is the source of this 605-nucleotide messenger RNA. Its product is annotated as hepatic lectin-like. NCBI's taxonomy places the organism in Eukaryota, Metazoa, Mollusca, Bivalvia, Ostreida, Ostreidae. The transcript is spliced from 5 exons. The record is from RefSeq and is a predicted model, not a curated record. The coding region runs from base 65 to 544 and encodes 159 amino acids.